Caretta caretta (loggerhead turtle) is the source of this 2272-nucleotide messenger RNA. RefSeq lists its product as uncharacterized. Lineage: Eukaryota; Metazoa; Chordata; Testudines; Cheloniidae. The record is from RefSeq and is a predicted model, not a curated record.
GAGCUCGUUCUCUUCCCCCUCCCACCAGCCGCGUCCCAAAGCGUUCGGGCCCUCCCCAGGGGCCGGGGCCGCGUCCCUGCGCCUUCAGGUGCAGGGCGGGGCCGAUGGGGUAACUGGGUUUGAGACAGUGUAUGGGGGGCGGGGAGCUGGGGACAGCAGAGCGGGCGCUGUCCAGCCCCACAGAAGGCUCUUCAAGAGAUACGGUGACCGAGGACGAGGCGGGAAAUGCUGCUUAGAGACGGAAUAAAGUAAGAGAAAGAAACAAAGCAGGCCCCGGGCCCCGCUCCUGCAAAGCUCUGCCAGGGACUGCAGCGCCCGGGCAACCUGCAAAGGAGACUAUUGUUUUGUUUCAAACUGGGCGUCUGGCUUGAUUUGUAUAAACCAAGGCCUGAUAAGGGUCCUGUUGGGGAGGCAGGAGGUUGGAUUUUUUUUUUUUUACCCGUGUCCCAGUCUUCAUCCAAAAUUGCACCUGUCUAAUUUAGCCAUUUUUAAAAAACAGUUUUACAUGAGCCUGGGCAAGCCCCUGUAGGGAAGAGGUUCUCGACCUGAGAAAGUUAUAUUGGUUUAACUUAAAUCAGUUUUUAAACCACUGUCAUUAAUCUGGUGUAAACCAAACUAAGAGUGUCCAUGGAAGGGUUUAAGAGGCGCUUAUUGUGAUUUAGUUUACAUUAUUUUAAUUAAAAUAAAACAAAAUAAGGCCUUGUCUACACUGGUAAGGUUCUGCGGUGUAACUCCCGAGGUGUACACACAGCCAAGCCACUUAGUGCAUAGAAACUGUGCAGUUGCAGUGCUGUGAAAAAACCACCCCGACAAGAGGCAUACAGCUUACUGUGUCGGGGCUACAGCCCCACGGUGUCAGUGUAGACACCCUGGUUGACAGUGUUGCAAUUGGCGUCCAAGAGGUGUCCCACAAUGCCUGUUUUCGCUUGUCGUCAUUGGUUUGAACUCUACUGCCCUGCCCUCAGGUGACCAACCCUUAAAUUCCUUGGGAAUUUUGAAAGUCCCCUUCCUGUUUGCUCGGUGAUGCAUGCAGUGCUCUCAGCACAUCUUUCCAGGUGACCACGCCUGCUCCACACACCAGGCGAUACCCGCUUGGAGCAAUGCUGAGCUCCUCAGCAUUUGAGGAGAGGAGGCUGUCCAGUCCCAGCUGUGGUCCAGCCAUAGGAAUUAUGAUACCUACGGACAGAUUUCACGAUGUAUGGCAGAAAGGGGCCACGACCAGGAGACACUGCAGUGCAGGAUCAAACUGAAGGAGUUGCGGAACGCUUACCACAAGGUGCAGGAGGCAAACCACUGCUCUAGUGCUGCACCCACAAGCUGCCGGUUCUACAAAGAGCUGGAUAAGAUACUUGGUGGCAACCCCACCACCACUGCAAAGACUACUAUGGAUACUUUGUUGGCUCAUGAGCCAGUUGAGAGUGGACAGAGCCAGGAGGAGGAAAUCUUGGACAAGGAUGGGGAGGGGGACCCAGCAGCAGAGGACGACUCGGAGGUCAGAGGUGCAUGCAGCCAGGAGCUCUUCUGUACUCCAGAGGAGGUUAGCCAGUCACAGCUGUCGGAGCUUGGUGAAGUGCAAACAGGAGAGGAAGCCCCUGAUAUGACCUUGGGAGCCCAGCCUUCCCCUUUGUUAUCACCAGCUGAACGGCUGCGCAGAAUUAGAAAGUGGCCACGAAGAACUAAAGAGGACUUUCUGCAUGAUGUCAUGAUGCACUCUGUGGCCAAAAAGCAAGAAAUUGAAGGAGUGGCAGGACAGCGAGAGGACAACGUGGCACACCAGAAUGAAGUCACAGAGCGGCUUUUAAAGGUUAUGGAGCGCCAAGCGGACAUGCUCCAGGUGCUACAAGCACUGCAAACUGAGAAGCUCCGCGCCCGCCCUCUCCUGCAGCUGCUGUUGCAAAACGCUUUCCCAAGUGCCCCCCUCCCUCCGAACAUCGCCAACACACUCUUAUCAACCUCCUGGAUCCAGUCUGUACCCACUGCAUUCCACUCCUGCCCCGUCACAGUCCAGCCCUGUGGACUCCCAGUACCCAUUGCACUCAACACCCGUUCUUCUGCAGUUUAGCCCUGCCGAAGAACAUUGUCCGCUGCACUGUACUCCAAAGGACAAGGUUGCAUAUGAUACCUGGACGUACACAAAUGUUUAACCGUCCUGGGACCCCACUUCCUCCUGGGACCUUCCCUUCCCCCAGCCCCCAUAGUGUUGAUGUGUUUUUUUGUUUGUCUCGCUCUUCUGAUUGUUGUUUUUCAAUAAAAGAAUUGUGUUGGUUUGAAA